Drosophila teissieri is the source of this 1475-nucleotide messenger RNA. RefSeq names its product probable protein phosphatase 2C T23F11.1 (gene Ppm1). Gene Ontology annotation, molecular function: protein serine/threonine phosphatase activity; cation binding. Lineage: Eukaryota; Metazoa; Arthropoda; Insecta; Diptera; Drosophilidae. Bases 239 to 1309 code for a protein of 356 amino acids. Gene Ontology annotation, biological process: protein dephosphorylation. The record is from RefSeq and is a predicted model, not a curated record. The transcript has 2 exons.
AUGAAAACAAACGCUAACAAAGUAAACCAAACCAAAUUAUAAAAAAUCAAGGAAAAAAUAAAGAGAAACAAAAAACGACAAACGAUAACAAAUACAAAACCAAAAUUAUCAACAACAAAAAUCAAACCAUUUGUUAUUUAUUAUUCCUGUAUCCACAAGGCGUAGCUGACCUGAAGGAGGACAUAGCCCAACUGAAAUCGCGAUAUAAGGUCACCGAUCGAAGGGCAACAGGUUGAUCAUGGGGCAGACGCUGUCGGAACCGGUGACCACCAAGGACUCGGCUUGCUGCGGCAAUGCCAGCUACCGCGUGGGCUCGUCCUGCAUGCAGGGAUGGCGCGUGGAGAUGGAGGACGCCCACACCCACAUCCUGGCGCUGCCGGAGGAUCCGCAGGCGGCCUUCUUCGCCGUGUACGACGGACACGGUGGAGCGGCGGUGGCCAAGUUCGCGGGCAAGCAUCUGCACAAGUUCGUCACGAAGCGGCCGGAGUAUCGGGACAACGGCGUGGUGCUGGCCCUGAAGAGGGCCUUCCUCGACUUCGAUCGCGAGAUGCUGCACAAUGGCACCAUUGGCGAGCAGACGGCAGGCUCCACUGCCGUCGUGGUGCUCAUUCGCGAGCGGCGCCUGUACUGCGCCAACGCGGGCGAUUCGCGGGCCAUCGCCUGCAUUGCCGGAGUGGUUCACGCCCUGUCCGUGGACCACAAGCCGACCGACGCGGGGGAGACCCAACGGAUCCUGGCCGGCGGUGGCUGGGUGGAGUUCAACCGGGUCAAUGGCAAUCUGGCCCUCUCCCGCGCCCUCGGCGACUUCAUCUACAAGAAGAACUCACAGAAGAGCCCCGAGGAGCAGAUCGUGACCGCCAAUCCCGACGUGGAGGUGCGUGACAUCACCGACGACUGGGAGUUCGUCCUGCUGGCCUGCGACGGCAUCUGGGAUGUGAUGAGCAGCUCGGACGUCUGCCAGUUCGUGCGCAGCCGCAUAUGCGACGGCAUGCAGCCGGAGCUCAUUUGCGAGGAGCUGAUGAGCAGCUGCCUGGCUCCGGAUGGCCACAACAGCGGCCUGGGCGGCGACAACAUGACCGUCAUCCUGGUCUGCCUGCUGCACAACAAGAGCUACGAGGACCUGGUCGUGCGCUGCGGUGGCAAGCGCAAGACCCCCGUGGAAACAGUGGGCGACAUCAAGGAUCAGCCGGUGAUAAAGGUCGUAACUCCCUAUUCGCAGGCAUCGUCGCCUAGCUCGGGGACAUCGACUUCGCGAUUGGGCCUGGGCUUCGGACUUCGCGAAAGCGAUACUCCGAGGGAGAACCUUUAACGUUUUUUUUUCAUUUUGCAUUUUUUGUUACUGGAUUUGUUUGCAUUUACACUUACCUUUGUACUUGGGAUUUGGAAUACUACAGUGGGGUCCUUACGCUUGGCAGUCCAAAAUUAUCAGUCAUCGCACAUCUUCCCUCGGCAACUAAUAAACUAAUAAACUGAAA